Molecule: messenger RNA, 645 nt
Organism: Neurospora tetraspora
Lineage: Eukaryota; Fungi; Ascomycota; Sordariomycetes; Sordariales; Sordariaceae
Exons: 2
Coding region: 1-645 (214 amino acids)
Source: RefSeq, a predicted model, not a curated record
AUGUCUAAACAAGAAACAACCUCGUCUUCCUCAACCCCUCCCCGAGAUAUAGCAUGCGUUAACCGUUACCAACAAACCGUCGAUGCGAUUCUUUCCAGGCCCGAGUCCGUAAUCCGCGCUGCAUUACAGCAGCUGUAUCUUCGGGACACCAGGGAUAGUGAAGCUCUGCAGUCGCGCAUCUACGAGCUCGUCACCGGCGUCUCCGCAUCUGUAGAGGAGUCCAACGAAGAAAACCCACUGCCGAGUCCGACCAAGCGAAUGCGGGAGGAGACUCAGACACCGGAGGAAGCGAGAAACAAGGCCAAGAAGCCAAGGGCCUGGGAGACGAGCAUACGGGAGCCAGUGGAGUGCAUCCGCUGCACUAUGAAGCUCAACCGUCAUUCCCUUGCCUGGGAAAAAGAGGCGCUCAUGGAUCCAGAUAAGUAUAGCUCGAAAGAGUUGGACAUUGAAAUCAAUCGUAAGCUUUACGCCAAUGGAUUCAAAUGGACCUGUUGUGGACAGCCUGGCGGCGCAAGGGGGUGUGAAUGGCAUAAACACAAGGCGUACGAGAGCGAUGAUACCGACGAGACAUGGAGUUCCGAGAGCCGCGAGAGCGGCAAGAGCGGUGACGGCGACGAGGGCGGCGAGGGCGACGAGAAUGCCUGA